AUGCCUGCCUGGGGGGCCCUGUUGCUGCUCUGGGCCACUGCGGAGGCCACCAAGGACUGCCCUGCACCAUGCACCUGUCAGGCACUGGAAACCAUGGGGUUGUGGGUGGACUGCAGGGGGCAGGGUCUCACGUCCCUGCCUGCCUUGCCAGCCCAUACCCGCCACCUCCUGCUGGCCAAUAACAGCCUUCGAUCCCUGCCCCCGGGCGCCUUCGACCACCUGCCCCAGCUGCAGACGCUUGACGUGACACAGAACCCAUGGCACUGCGACUGCAGCCUUACCUACCUGCGCCUCUGGCUGGAGGACCGCACACCCGAGGCCCUGCUGGAUGUCAACUGUUCCAGCCCCAACCUUGCCACCAUCUAUCCACUGGGCCAGCUCACAGGCUAUGAGCUGGGCAACUGUGGCUGGCAACUACAGGCAUCAUGGGCCUACCAAGGGAUCUGGUGGAAUGUGGCACUGGUUGUCGUGACCACAGUGGGCCUUGCUCUCCUGGCUGGCCUGCUGUGCACUGCCACAGAGUCUCUAAACUGA
Molecule: messenger RNA, 534 nt
Organism: Pteropus alecto (black flying fox)
Lineage: Eukaryota; Metazoa; Chordata; Mammalia; Chiroptera; Pteropodidae
Gene: GP9
Product: glycoprotein IX platelet
Exons: 1
Coding region: 1-534 (177 amino acids)
Molecular function (GO): protein binding
Source: RefSeq, a predicted model, not a curated record